AAAAUGAGUAAUAAGUUGUGUAUGUGUGUUUUUAUUUUGCGAGCGUGCAUUUGUUUGUAAACAACCCGGCUUAUCAGUUGAGAGAACUUUUUUUAUAAAAUAUUCCUACAGGUUCGAACUAUUAGCAUUAUGGCCAGUUCGGGUUCCUCAAUCCGGAGCACCGUAUACGUUUCCAAUCUACCUUUCGAUCUAACAAACAUAGACGUGCGGAGGAUAUUCGAACAGUACGGUCAAAUUGCAAGGGUAACCAUACUGAAGGAACGUGAAAGUCGCAAAAGUAAAGGAGUUGCUUUCAUUAUGUUUGGUUCUACGAAAGAAGCUGACCAAUGUUGUGCUGCCGUAAAUAAUACCGAAAUGUUCGGACGCACGCUGAAGGUCAGUAUUGCCAAAGACAAUGGGAAGGGUGAGGAGUUCGGCAAACGGAGAGAUUAUCCGGAUAAAAGCCGUUGUUAUGAGUGCGGCGAAGAGGGACAUAUGAGCUACAACUGUCCCAAGAAUGUUCUGGGCGACAAAUCACCUCCACGGAAGGUGGGAAAGUCGAGGAACGUUGACCGAAGCAAAAGGUAUGCCGACGCUGCAAUUGAUUCCUCGGAAUGGGAUUGCAAUGAUGGCGAGGAUGAUAGAUUACGUAGAAUUACUGAAGGACAAAAUGCUUCAGCUGCUGUUAAAAGGAAGAAGUACAAACAGAGUGCGUACUUCAGUGACGAUGAAGAAUUGGAUGAUUAAA
Uranotaenia lowii is the source of this 727-nucleotide messenger RNA. RefSeq names its product zinc finger CCHC-type and RNA-binding motif-containing protein 1-like. Gene Ontology annotation, molecular function: zinc ion binding; RNA binding. Gene Ontology annotation, biological process: mRNA splicing, via spliceosome. The transcript has 3 exons. The record is from RefSeq and is a predicted model, not a curated record. Bases 130 to 726 code for a protein of 198 amino acids. NCBI's taxonomy places the organism in Eukaryota, Metazoa, Arthropoda, Insecta, Diptera, Culicidae. Gene Ontology annotation, cellular component: U12-type spliceosomal complex.